AUACCGAGGCAGAAGGAUCGUUAUAUGUGGUUGCAAGGUUGGCCAUCCCCCAGGUAGAUUGCGAUUGUUCUUUUGUCCCUCCUCUCUUCCCAGACCAUCUCCAAAAUGGCUCAGCAGAUACAAGGAAAGACAGCGAUUGUCACGGGCGCUGGCUCUGGCAUCAAUCUCGAGUUUGCCCGUCUGCUUCUGGAACAUGGCGCCAACGUUCUGUUUGCCGACCUUGGGCUCCGACCAGAAGCCGAGAAACUGGUCCAGAAGUAUCAAUCAACUCCGAACAAGGCCGUCUUCCAACGAACGGACGUAACUUCGUGGUCUGACCUCGAUGCCAUGUUUGCAGCCGCCCAGCAGCACUUUGGAUCCAUCGACAUUGUGUGCCCCGGAGCAGGGGUGUUUGAGCCUCACUGGAGUAACUUCUGGUACCCCCCUGGGACGGCGAAAUCCAAGGACGACCCAGCUGGAGGCAGAUACGCGCUGUUGGAUAUCAAUAUCACGCAUCCCGUCCGCGUCACGCAGUUGGCCAUUUCCCACUUUUUGGCAGCGGACCCGCCAUGCAGCGCUGAGAACCCCAAAUCGAUUGUUCAUAUCGCGAGCAUUGCAGGUGAGAGCGCCAGUCUCGCGUUCCCACUGUACUAUGUGAGCAAGCACGGCGUCCAGGCGUUGGUACGCAGCCUAGCCGAUCUGGAACAUCUGCACGGAAUACGUGUCAGCUGCGUGAUGCCUGGCGUGGUCAAAACACCCCUGUGGACCGACCACCCGGAGAAGUUGAAGAUUGUGAAGCAAGAAGGAGAAGGAGCAGAUACGUGGGUGACGCCAGAGGAGGUCGCCCAGGUGAUGCUCGCCUUGGUCAAGGACAAUGAAUGUCCAAGUGUUACCGCGAGCGCAAGCGCAGGCACCAAUGGCGUCAAUGGAGGGCAGAAGGAUAUGGUCCCGAUCAAGGGAGGCACUUGUCUAGAAGUGCUCGCGGGCGCCGUCAGGGAUGUGCCUCUCUAUAACAACAUCGGGCCGUAUGCGACAGGGAAGCAAGGUGCGAGCGUGAGUGACGGCGAGAAGAUCUACAGGGAGGUUCUUGGGGAGUUGAAGCCGGGGUGGGGGAAGUAUUGA
Cladophialophora immunda is the source of this 1101-nucleotide messenger RNA. RefSeq lists its product as uncharacterized. Gene Ontology annotation, cellular component: cytoplasm. Gene Ontology annotation, molecular function: oxidoreductase activity, acting on the CH-OH group of donors, NAD or NADP as acceptor. NCBI's taxonomy places the organism in Eukaryota, Fungi, Ascomycota, Eurotiomycetes, Chaetothyriales, Herpotrichiellaceae. The transcript has 2 exons. The record is from RefSeq and is a predicted model, not a curated record. The coding region runs from base 106 to 1101 and encodes 331 amino acids.